ACCCCCCUUCACGCCGUCUCUUAGGUCAGCCACUUCGCCCCCAUCCUCUCUCUCUCCCUCACUCAAAAGGAAAAAAGAAUCUCCUUUCUCUCUUUUUCUUUAAAUCUGCGAUCGCCACAAGAAUAAAGAGAGAGAGAGAGAGAGAGAGAGAGAAGAAGAAGAAUGUUUCAAAAGCUCUCUCUCAGAGAGGGUGCAAUAAAAGGCAAAUCCAAAGCGAAAAAGCAGCAGAGGUAGAAGAAAACCGAAGAAGAUCGUCUCCUCUCUCCUCUCCCCUUCAUAUAAAUAGAGAGAGAGAGAGAGAGAGAGAGAGAGAGAGAGAGAGAGAGAGAGAGAGAGAGAGAGAUGGAUUCUGGUGUAUUGGACGACAUCAUAAACCGGCUUCUGGAAGUGAGGGGGAGCAAACCAGGGAAGCAGGUGCAGCUGUCGGAGUCGGAGAUCCGGCAGCUCUGCGUCGUCUCCAAGGACAUUUUCAUGAUGCAGCCUAAUCUCCUCGAGCUCGAAGCCCCCAUCAAAAUCUGCGGUGACAUUCAUGGUCAGUACUCUGAUCUUUUAAGGCUUUUUGAAUACGGCGGAUUACCACCUGCAGCCAAUUAUUUAUUCUUAGGGGAUUACGUGGAUCGAGGCAAGCAAAGCCUAGAGACAAUAUGCCUUCUCCUUGCAUAUAAAAUAAAGUACCCGGAAAACUUCUUUCUCUUGAGGGGUAAUCAUGAAUGCGCUUCUAUAAAUCGGAUAUAUGGAUUUUAUGAUGAAUGCAAGCGGAGAUUCAAUGUGAGGCUGUGGAAAGUUUUCACAGAUUGUUUUAACUGCCUACCUGUGGCAGCUCUCAUCGAUGAAAAGAUUCUCUGCAUGCACGGGGGCCUCUCUCCUGACCUGAAUAAUUUGAAUCAGAUACGGAAUCUAACACGUCCAACUGAUGUCCCGGACACUGGUUUGCUUUGUGAUCUUCUUUGGUCUGAUCCUAGCAAAGACAUUCAAGGAUGGGGGAUGAAUGAUAGGGGGGUUUCUUAUACCUUUGGUCCUGAUAAGGUCUCGGAGUUUCUUCAGAAGCAUGAUCUUGACCUUAUCUGCCGUGCUCACCAGGUUAUAAAUUACCAUUUCAAUGUUGUUGAGGAUGGAUAUGAGUUCUUCGCUGACAGGCAACUUGUGACAAUAUUUUCAGCCCCUAAUUACUGUGGGGAAUUCGACAAUGCUGGUGCUAUGAUGAGUGUGGAUGAAACUCUGAUGUGCUCAUUUCAGAUACUAAAGCCUGCUGAAAAGAAAUCAAAGUUCAACUUUGGCAGUACGACUACUACAAAGCCUGGAACCCCUUCUGGAUUCAAGUCUUCCUUUGGUGCAAAAGCAUGAGAGUAUGUUUCACCGAGUCCGGGCCACGCCAGCUUAACUCACCAUGGUGGUUAUCUGUAGUAACUAAAUCCUGUUUGUUUCAGCACCAAAGGUAAGUGUAGAAGCCUUCUGAUGCAUGUUAUUGGGAAAGAGAAAAAAAACGUGAAAGAUUUUUUCUUUGCGUGGCUGAGAUUUCCAUGUACAUUAGUUAUGGAUGAUUAAAUCAUGCUUAAGGUUUGAUUAGUUCCACUCACCGACCUUUGAGAAAAUUGUCAUGGUUGCCAAUUCUAAGCAGCAUUCCAUGGGAAAGAAUGGUAAGCUGGCUUUUUUUUUUUU
Messenger RNA from Magnolia sinica, 1659 nucleotides. RefSeq names its product serine/threonine-protein phosphatase PP1 isozyme 3-like. Gene Ontology annotation, molecular function: protein serine/threonine phosphatase activity. Bases 343 to 1344 code for a protein of 333 amino acids. The record is from RefSeq and is a predicted model, not a curated record. NCBI's taxonomy places the organism in Eukaryota, Viridiplantae, Streptophyta, Magnoliopsida, Magnoliales, Magnoliaceae. Gene Ontology annotation, cellular component: nucleus; cytoplasm. The transcript is spliced from 4 exons.